CGCUAAAAUGCAACCAAAUUCCCGCAUGUGUGGCAAAUUAGAGCAAUCCUGUCACUGAAAAUGCGUGCAGAGGCAUUGGUGCCGAACAUGCGUAAAAUCCAUCAGGUGUCCAGGCAUGCGUUAUGGAAGCUCGUCUUGCGCUCUCUUGUGGAUUUUUCCGAGCACUGUGUUGAGUUUCAUCGGGAAGCCCGGAGCUGUCGAGGCACAUAUGGGGAGCGCAGUUUCCGUCCGCUUGGCACCUGUUGCUGGUUUAUUAGUAUUUUUGGCACCUGCCUGUUGAAGAUUUUAACGACACACAUCUCCACCAUGUCGGAGGAACACACUGAUUCCAACUCCAGCGGCUACAAUUUUGACAAUCCCUCAACACGGAUCCAGAGCAGCUUCGUGUUCUCAGGACCCAUUUUUGUCAUUCUGAUAGUGAUGAUGGUGACUUUGGUCGUGGUGAUAGUUUUGGGCAACGCGCUGGUCAUUUGGGCUUUUAAGGUAGACAAGAGUUUGAGGAGACAAUGCAAUUACUACUUCCUGAAUUUGGCAAUCUCAGAUUUUCUUGUAGGGGCGUUCUGCAUCCCCGUCUAUAUCCCCUACAUCCUGACAGGCAGGUGGACGUUGGGUCGAGGACUGUGCAAGCUGUGGCUGGUUACAGACUAUCUACUGUGCUCGGCAUCUGUCUUCAGCAUUGUGCUCAUCAGCUAUGACCGUUUCCUCUCUGUCACCAGAGCGGUAAGUUAUCGAGCCAGACAGAGCAUGACUCAUCAAGCUAUAAUCAAGAUGAUUGCCGUCUGGGUGCUGGCCUUUGUCCUGUAUGGGCCAGCUAUCAUAUUCUGGGAGCUGGUGGUCGGCAGAAGCCGCGUGCCAAAAGAUGAGUGCUUUGCAGAGUUCUAUUACUCUUGGUACUUUCUGCUAAGUGCCUCUAUGUUGGAGUUUUUCUCUCCUUUCAUCUCGGUGGCUUUCUUCAACCUCAGCAUUUACCUCAGUAUACGCAGGAGGAGGAACCACCACAGGGAAGCCCAGCUUCAGCAUCAGCUUCAGGCAAGUGAACCUGCCUCUGCCCAAGGGGAAGGCAUCCCUCUGUCCCACAACUGGGGAUUUGGGAUAAAACUGCCUGGUAGAGGCUCCAUCCACUCUCAGACCUCCUCCCCCUGUUUGGGUAAACUGGAUCCCUCAACCAGCAGGGCUGCUCAGCCGAGCCGUCUGUCCAGGGAUAAGAAAAUUGCUAAGUCCUUGGCCAUCAUUGUAUGUGUGUUUGCCAUCUGCUGGGCACCAUACACCCUACUGAUGAUCAUCCGUGCUGCCUGCAGAGGACGAUGCAUCCAGCAUCACUGGUAUGAGGUCACCUUCUGGCUCCUGUGGCUUAACUCGGCUAUUAACCCAUUCCUGUACCCUUUGUGCCACAGUAGCUUCCGCAGGGCCUUCAGCAAGAUUCUCUGCCCAAAGCGAUACACAACUCCGCCUUCGUCUGUCCUGCGCCCUGGCCAGUGAUAGGAAGACACCAAUGAACAAUGUGCUAAAACAGUUGAUUAAAAGCAGAUUAAACUAAUCUGUGUCCAACAGUUUGUCAUAAGGUUCGUAAUGGAUAGUCUCCAAUUGCAUUUUUAGUGUAUGGUUGAAUUCUGUACCACAGCAUGUGAUAUCUUGCCUGUCAGUUUUAUGUAUACAACAGGAAUGAAAUAAUUUGUCAUGUGGAUAUUCACAAAAGUAAUAUCAUUGUUUAUUUACCAUAAGGAAGUGGACAUUUUAGGUAGCUCUUUGUCAGUUGUAUAAAAUAAAGGACAUCUUAAUAGUAAAAGAUGGAACUUUCCUUAGA
This is a messenger RNA of Girardinichthys multiradiatus, 1804 nucleotides long. Its product is annotated as histamine H3 receptor-like. Gene Ontology annotation, biological process: adenylate cyclase-activating adrenergic receptor signaling pathway. Bases 61 to 1479 code for a protein of 472 amino acids. Lineage: Eukaryota; Metazoa; Chordata; Actinopteri; Cyprinodontiformes; Goodeidae. The record is from RefSeq and is a predicted model, not a curated record. The transcript is spliced from 3 exons. Gene Ontology annotation, molecular function: histamine receptor activity. Gene Ontology annotation, cellular component: membrane.